GAUCGAACGGCUGCGGUUUUAGGUCUAACGGUCAUAUUGUGAAGAAGCGAUGGCGAUGGCGAUCGAAGGAGGACGAUCGCAUCUGUGAGGUACUAGAGGUCCAUUUCUCUCCUUUUGGAGAAUCAGGAGAUAUGUGACUGCGAAUCAGGGGAACUUAGAGGGAUUUGAUGGAUACGCCGGUUUCCAAGCGCCAAGAUCCGAGGCUCGACGCGGAUUUCAUCCUCUGGUGCCAGAGUCCGCUGGUUUUCACGUCGCCGGGCGGGAAUGUGUCCACCAGGGGCAGGAUUUCUCGCGCUGACAAGACGCAGAUUGAUAAGCCGAAAGAAGCUGCUCCACAGGCGUGCGAGAACGAUGAGAAUUUUCAUAGCAAGAUCAUUUGUGUCUCCCUCCCGCCUGGACCACUGCUGCCCCCACGCUUGCGGAGCUCGUUGUCGUCGCAAAUCACACCCUUGAAGGCAAGCAACAGGCAAAAUAAUGUUCUAUUCCCUUACUCGCCGUCGAUCGACUUUGAGAAAACGUCGUCACGAACAGCUUCCAAGCCUCUCCGAUCGAAGCAAGCGGUCUUGCGGCCACCUCUGUCCGGAAAGAAGAAAAACAAGCCAGUCGACUAUCCUGAAGCAAUGGUCGCGAAGAGAGAGAACUCGCUACGGUCGCAGGAAAAGCUUUACGUGAGCUGGUUCAAUCUUGUUCUGGAACAGGCGGUAAAGAAGGCUGGUGUAGUGACACCACAAGUUGGCAACUUGGAGGAGAUUAAAAAGAAUGAUUCGGGAAACUUGGACACAGGACUAGAGCAAGCAACGUCUUUCAGAUCCAACGGGGAAGCUAGAGGAAGUGCUUUGACGGGAAAGGAAAAUGAUAGCCUGCGAACACUGUUUACUCUAUCAAGUUUCCGGCAACGUCUGAGCACGCAGUUUGAUCCAGUAUGUCGAGAGGAGAUUAUUUCCAUCAUGCUUCAAGUAGGCAAGCGUAUAGAUGACGGAAAAUUGAGGAUGAAAGAUGGCUGUGCUGUUCUUGCUGACGUCGGACUGCGGAAGAAAGCCGUCGAUGUCCUCUUGGGCUUUUCUCCGCCGUGGCUUAAGCUGGGGCUUUAUAUCGUACUCGGCUUGAGUUUCGGAAGCGACGCUGACAAUAACGACGCGAGAUACUUAGAAAGCAUGCUCGAGCAGGAAUUUUUUGUCCAUGCUGGAAUUGCAAAAUGCUACUCAACCAACAAAACUGUUGAAGGACUAUAUCGGCAGGGUUAUCUCGAGGCUCUUGGACGGGUAACUCUUAAACGGCUACUCAUUUUGGUUCUAGUACUCGAUCGACUCAAGUGUCAAACUGCUCUACAAAACGACCGUGGUAUAGACGGCCUCGAUGGCGGAUCAAUCCUUUUGUUUCGUAGAGAUUCGGUGAUCAAGUCGAGCCGUCAGGCAUUGCAAGAUAUUUUAAAAAACGCUAUGCAUGGAGAAGGAGAUCUGAUGGCUCAUCUGAGCACUGUAGGCUAUCGGUUGAUUCAUCUCCAGACUCCUUUGAUCGAGUUCAACUUUCAAAUUACAAGUUUCAAAGAUUUUCAAGAUGGCGUUCGACUGUGCAGAUUAGCACAAGUAAUAUCGGGCGACACUUCCGGUGUAAAGAAAAUCCAGCUACCGCCAACGCUUAGGAAACGGCAAAAGCAUAACUGUGACGUUGCGCUUGAAAUCCUUUCUCGAGCUGGAGUUUCUCUCGAAGACGAACAUGGAUACGCAAUUUCUGCGGAUUUUAUUGUUGACGGGGACCAUGAGAUAAUGCUCGCCCUUGCCUGGAACACUCUAAUCCAAGUGCAGAUACCACAUCUUUUAAGCAAGGAGGCGCUUGUACAAGAAAUUGUUCGCAUAGAAUGCAAAAGCUCCGAGUUUCCAGUUGAUUAUUCGUCUUUGAACUUUUCUGAUCUUCUUUUGAAAUGGGGAAAGAUGAUAUGCAAAUCAUACGGUUUCGAGUUACAAAACUUCAAGACGCCUUUUUUUAUUGAACGCGCGUCAUGCUACCUUAUCAAUUUUUAUCUUCCGGCAUGUUUGCCUGUAGAAGCCUUCGAGCCCUCUCCAGAGUCCAAUGGAUGUCCUUGUCACUUUCAAAUACUGUAUAAUGUGACUAAGAAAAUGGGAUUUUUGCAAGAGGUGCUAGAAUGUUGUAAUGGUGGCGCCAUAAAUUCCUUCUGGAUGGAGAAAAAUGCGAUUUUUCUCUUGGCACUAAUGUUCUCAAAGCUUGUUUGCGAGGAUCUCCAGGUGCUGAAGGAUGCACUUCAAUCAGAAGAGGUGACGAAAAUCCAAAGACUGGAUGAUUCAGCGAUACGUAUCCAAUGCUGUUAUCGAGGCUGGAAAAAGAGACGAAUAUACACUAAUGCCAGGCUAGCCGCAUGCAAGAUUCAGUGCUGCUGGAAGUGGUUUCUCUUUCGGAAGUCCCUUAAGCGUAAGAUCGAUGCUGCCACGAUUAUUCAAAAGACAUGGCGAAGUUUUCUUAAAGCAAGAAAAGAAGCGUCUACGCUGAGAAUAACAAACGCCGUGUUGCGCAUACAAGCAUUUUAUAGAGGAAGUACGCAGAGAGGACGUUACAGGAAGGUGGCUGAUUGUAUAGUUAAAAUUCAGGCAGCAUGGAGAAGCUUUGUUGCUCGCGGGAGGUAUUUCCUCACAAAACUCCUCGUUAGAAAGAUCGAACAAAGGUGGGAAGCAGUGUUGAGCAAAAGGACUUUUCGGAAACAACGAGCUGCAGUCACAGUUAUCCAGGCAAGUUACAGGGGCUGGACUCAUACGAGAAAGUACAGAAGGAUGAUCGAGAGUGCAGUUACCAUCCAGGCUGCAUGGAAAUGCUUUAGAGCCCGUCGAGCUUAUGUGCGGACAAGGUGGUUCAUCAGGAAAGUGGCGGCUGCACUGGAAUGCAGGAAGUUCCGUGAACAACGAGCUGCAGCAGUAGUUAUCCAGGGAAAUUACAGGGGCUGGAAAUGGAGGAAGAACUACAGGAAAAUUGUCGAUGGUGCAGUUACUAUCCAGGCAGCUUGGAGAUGUUUUGUAGCUCGCAAAACGUUCGUGUUGACAAAAUGCGCAGUUAGAAGAAUCGAGCAGAGACGGCGCGCUGUGGUCGAUCGAAGAACUUCCGAGAAAAGGCGCGCUGCAGGAACAGUAAUUCAGGCACAUUAUAAGCGUUGGGAUCAACAGAAGCGGUUGAAGACGACUUUGUCCAGCAUUCGAAGAAUUCAAGCAUCAUGGAGGGGCUAUGUCGAUCGUAGCUCAUACGCUUUGCUCAAGGCUCGCGUUGUUUCUGUGCAACAGCAGUGGAGACGGAUUCUAGAGCGCAGACAGGAAAAGAUGACCAAGAUACAGGCAGUUUUUCGUGGCUUCUUGGUGAGACAACGGAUAUCGAACUGGACGGGAGCUGCGACUCUGAUUCAAAAAUGUUACAGGAGAUAUGCUGCUCAGAAAAGGUUUAGCUCGUACAGGAACGCGGUGGUCCUUCUUGAAGCCCAUUACAGACGACGAAGAGCUCAAAGAAGCUAUUUGCGACUUAAGCUCGCGGCUUCCCACAUCCAAUCUUGUUUCAGAAGCUGGUUGGCGACCCGAAGUUUUGUUGUGAACUCAGCAGCCAGGAGAAUACAGUCGAGAUGGAAAAAACACGUUCAGAGGAAGAAGGCGGAGGCUGCUAACAUUGCACAAGCCGCUUACGAAUGCUGGAAGGCGAGACAAACAAGUAAAAAGAAAGCGUCUAGAAAUUUGGACGGAGCUGCAACAGUUUUGCAAUCCUAUUGGCGUGGAUUCUGUUCCAGGAAGCGCACUGGAUCCGAUGAAGCAGCACACGUUCAUAAGAGAAAGCAGGCCGCGACUACGAUACAAUCACGUUAUCGUGGAUGGAAAGCUCGCACUCUGCUCAAGAAGAUCCUUUCCUCUGCUAUUCUCAUUCAGGCCUUUUGGAAAGGUUACAAUACGCGGAAAGUACAAACCAACGAGCUAUAUCAGCUGCGACUGCGCAUUCAGUACGCUGCGGCAACUGUCGACUGCAACAUGACUCUUGGAAAUCGCCUGAACGAGGCUCUUGCAUUGCUCCUGAGUUUUAAAACUGUCAGCAGCAUUCUUCACAUAUGUGCGACUAUAGACGUAGCAACUCGUCACUCGAAAUACUGCUGCGACCGCAUCGCGGAAGGCGGAGCAAUCGGAAAGAUUGUCCAGCUGAUUCAAACAACCAACCGGAGCACUCCGCACGAGCAGGUUUUAAAGCACGCACUGUCCAUCCUCGGCAACUUGGCACGCUAUCCAGCUCUCGCUACGACCAUUCUCAACACUCCAACCUCUUUGGAAGUGGUCGCAGAGCAGCUCCAGAUGUCAAGGAACAAGGAGGAGAUCUUCUUCAAGGCUGUCGACGUCCUCAAGCUGGUUUGCAAGGUCUCGGCCGACGACGUUGCUCGCUCAAAACCCCUGGUUUUACGUCGACUGGAUCACGUCAAGCAGCUCCUGGAGCGCAAAGUAGACGCGGAACGCAAGAACUUGGAGAGAUUCUACUUGGGCGCUGCCGCACAGAAAAUCUCGGCCGAGAAGAAGCUCGCAGACGCUAAAUCGCAACUCCAGAGCGUAUCGUCCAUACUCAAAUCCUUGACAGGGAUCGAGAAGAAACCAUUGGGAAGAACUAAGUGUAAGAAUCCUCCCAGAUAGAAGUUAAUAACAGUAAAGGUAGAAAGGCCCUGUUUGUAAA
Messenger RNA from Selaginella moellendorffii, 4695 nucleotides. RefSeq names its product abnormal spindle-like microcephaly-associated protein homolog. Gene Ontology annotation, cellular component: spindle pole. The record is from RefSeq and is a predicted model, not a curated record. Gene Ontology annotation, molecular function: DNA-binding transcription factor activity; sequence-specific DNA binding; protein binding. The transcript is spliced from 18 exons. Bases 168 to 4655 code for a protein of 1495 amino acids. Gene Ontology annotation, biological process: spindle organization; mitotic cell cycle; regulation of DNA-templated transcription. NCBI's taxonomy places the organism in Eukaryota, Viridiplantae, Streptophyta, Lycopodiopsida, Selaginellales, Selaginellaceae.